CGAUCAGACAGAGACACUCGCGGAUCAACCAUCAACCAAUCCACACAAAUCACACACUUGGCCACUCUCCAUUUAGCGUCUCGUCUCGAUUCACGCGCUCAUCUACGCCUACUCCAAUGGGCCCCUCCGGCGGUCUUGCCAAUGCGAUUAAAUCGUUGCUGGCUUCUGGGAAGCACUCCGACUUUGUGAUCACUUGUGGCGACGAUGUCUAUAACGUCCACAAGGCCAUCCUGUGCAGCCAGAGCGAUGUCUUCGAUGCUGCGAGUCGAUUCGGCAAGGAAAGCGAGGAUGGCCGAAUGGAUCUAGCCGAAGACGAGCCGGAGAUCGUGAAAUACAUGAUCCAAUACCUCUACGAGGAGCAAUACGAAGUUCCUCGCGCCCAGGACGAACCCUCUGUAAGAGUGGUUAUAAAUUUUGUGGACCUUCCUGCAAACAAAAAGGUGCAAGCACGUACAUUGGUCGAAGGCAUCCCAUCCCUGAGGCGAGAUCUCUAUGAUCGCUUCAUCAAAAUUAUAGCCAGUGAUGGGCAGGUAUUGUCCGAGAAAGUGCUUGGGAGAGUCCAGUUGUCCGGCGAUAUGGACAGACUCGUCAACCGGCAGUUGCUUAGGCUGCUUGAACAAGCCCACGAAGACUCUUCACAUCCGCCCACACAUCUAUUCCCGUCAGACCGUGAACUGGUCGUCCAUGCCAAGGUCUAUGCCAUUGCGGAUAAAUACCACAUUGAUGGUCUCAAGACGUAUGCCGCAAGCGCUUUCGCCGGAGCCAAAGUCGACCGUUCCACUUCUCCAUUCCUGUACGAUGCCAUUGACGUGGCGUUCUCCACCACUCCUGACGAGGAUAUCGGACUCAGAGUAUGGCUGGCCUACGAUGUACUAGGACAACUGAAUCAAUUUGGCCUGUAUCCCCGACUGAAGGAGAAGUUGGAGCAGGUCCCAGAGCUCGCUACAUUUGUACUAGGCCUGCAAUUUGGGAAGCAUACUUCAUAGGGACCCUAUUCGCUAAUUCCUAGGCCCUAUCUCCCGCUGAGGAAAGCGACACUCUUUCUCCGCCCGGCAGAGCAUUUCAAUCCAGUGUCCACGGUCGAAGCCAAUCAGGCUUCAUGACCCGAAACAGAAGCAUUUCCUUUCAUUCGGCCCUGGUGUGCUAUAGUUAUCUCGUCUGAAGGCGCCGACUCCGUAUAUGGAGCCAGCUUCUUUCCGAUUUGGCAGGAUUCAUAGGACCCAGAAUGACACCAGGGUGCGCUUUCGGCAACCCAUUCGCACAGUAAAGUGUGCAACCUCGCCGCCGCACGGGAUGCUCGCAAAACCAGAGAUCUCCUUACUCAUCAUAGCCCUACUCCUACUCAUUAUAGCCCUGCUCCAAGAUCUUUCGCUAUCCAUAUAUAUCCAUUACCGUCGCAAAAACAGCAUGUUCGCAAGAAAGGCC
Trematosphaeria pertusa is the source of this 1425-nucleotide messenger RNA. RefSeq lists its product as uncharacterized. Gene Ontology annotation, molecular function: protein binding. The transcript is spliced from 4 exons. Lineage: Eukaryota; Fungi; Ascomycota; Dothideomycetes; Pleosporales; Trematosphaeriaceae. Bases 117 to 986 code for a protein of 289 amino acids. The record is from RefSeq and is a predicted model, not a curated record.